Molecule: messenger RNA, 1623 nt
Organism: Dermacentor andersoni
Lineage: Eukaryota; Metazoa; Arthropoda; Arachnida; Ixodida; Ixodidae
Source: RefSeq, a predicted model, not a curated record
AUGGACCUGUCCAGUUUCAGAAAACGCACUCGCGAAACAGAGAGCGACGACGAGGAGGCGGCCGUGCGUCGCAAGGAGCCGUCGAGCACUGCCCAUAGCUCGGAGCAGCACGCGGCAGCCAGCGACCCCAUGGAGCCAGCCCUUCCGGUAAGGGCGACAGCCACCUCCUUCGCGCCUCCUCCGAGCGAGGACGCGCCUGGCACAACCCCCGAAGCGCCGUCUGCUCCCGAUAGCGGCGCGUCCCCCGCAGCGUCGUCUGCCAGCAGUCCGGCUGCACACAAGAACGCUACCGACGCGAUGGAGCUGGCAGAGGAGACAACCACCGUUUCGUCGCCGCAGGGCCCCGUGCACGCCGCGGCGCGGUUCUUGAAGGACCCGCCACGCCAGACUGCUCCGUGGCUGAAGCCAAAAGGGAAGAAGAAGAAGCAGAGAAAGGAGCCUGCCGAUGUCUCGCCUUCCUCUCGCGAGGCAACGGACGACUCGCGGCGCCAACCUGCUACCCCGAUCACCCCAAGCGCGCCUGCAGCGGCAGUACAGAGGGCGACACCACCUGCCCGUGAGCCAACGCCAGACGGCUUCACUCUGGUGCAGUCGAAGGGGGACAGGCGGCGUGCACGGACCCUGGAGAACGCUGCGCUCCCGGUAGACCCUGCAGUCAUCGGAACGGUGCUCUUCCGUCGCGCGGCGCCUGGCGGAGCCUUCCGAGGAGCACUGCGCCUCGCACUUGCCGCGGCCCUCUCUUCGCGGCCCGGACUAUCAGCGGUUCGCGUCAACCACAGGCGCAACAUCGUCGCCGCCGACACUACCACCCAGGAGUGCCUAGAGGGGUUGCUCAAGCUCACCGAGCUGCACGCAAUCCCUGUGACUGCCCGACUACCGGCCGAGUGCGGCAAGAGCACCGGCUUCCUGCACGGUGUGAGCGGGCUGCCUGCAGGCACGGACCUACUGGGAGCCAUUGAGUCCAGCAUCCCUGUGCUGUCGGCAACGAUGGACGGGAGCACCGUCACCAUACGUUUCGCAGGACCGGUCACCUCGGAGCACGUACGCCUUUGCAAGCAAGGCUUCAGGGUGAGGCCAGCCAGGCCCCGCCCAGUACAGUGCGGCCGCUUUGGGCACGUCCCGGAGUCCUCUCAGUGGCCGACCGACUGCAUCUCCUAUGGCAAAAGUCACGCAGCGAACAUCUCAUGUCAGGCCGUACGCUGCAGGAACUGCAGGGGCUCCCACAGGGUGGACACUCCUGCUUGCCCCAAGUGGCAGGAAGAACGCAAGGUAGCCACAAUCAUGGUUUCCUCUACCUCGCCAUUGUCGAGGCGCGCUGUCAGGGCGGCAGUCCGCGGGAAGCAGCGGCAGCAGCGGUCCUCACCUCCGGCGAGGUCGUAUGCCAGCACGCUGAAGGGCCCCAGCCCGGCACCCAGGCCUCCGGUGCCAGCCCCUCGUGCCUCCCGCAGCCAGGCGACACAGGACACUGCCGCUUCUCCUGCCCAGACUACCGUGGAUCAGCUGGUAGCGAACCUGCUGCUCAUCAUGGAAGCAAUCAGCACAAUGCUGCCAGCUGACCACCCACUCCGACCCAUCUGCCUGCAGGCAGUGGCUUGCCAUCAGCCAUCCAACCACCAUGGCUGA